CAGUUUGACAUCCUUGAAGCAGAUUCCUGUUUUGCGCCGCUCUGCGUUGUUCCUGUUCUUUUCUAUUCUGUAUUCCACAUUUCAUAUAAUCUUGAUUAUUGAGCCUGUGCUCCAACCAAAGCUGUUUAAUUGGCUGCUCUUCUAAUCCGUCUCCUUGGGUCUGAUUACUGGCACCAACUUAAUUAGGGGGUUUUCCACUUCAUUUAAAGACUAAGUGGCCUUUACCUUUUCUUUAAUAGAGUAACAAGUAGGGGCCCCUGUAUGGUCACACUGCAACUGAAUUCGUGUGAGGUGUACAGAAACGUGUCGCAGCGGUAAUGCGGUUAGAUGUGCAGCCGGCUGGUGGCUGCCCGGUUGGCCGGUGAGGUGGCACGGGUCGCCUGGUGCAGCUGCUGCGGGGUUAGGGAGAGCAGCCGCUGUGGCCACAUUAAAAACUGCAUCACUGUUUUUUGUGACAACUGUAGAUCAGCGAGCCAUCAGCUCCCCCUCUCCCUCGUUUCAGGGAUUUGUAGUCCUUAGCGUAGGGAACGCCGCCGCGUGUUGGAGGCCUUUGCGGGAGUGAAACUACAGUUCCCUCAGAGCUGCUCGGAGGUGUUAGUUGUCAAUAUGGCUGUUGUCAGACAGACAAAGCAGAGAGGCAAAUAAUUCGCCUCUGAUUAGAAAUCCUUGGAAAAGGGUCGGACAGGGCACUGUUCCCAGCUGCUUCAUUGCUCGGCUGCAGUAAACGACACCGCGCCGCUUUGCUUCCGUUACAAAGUUAAAUGGUUAAGUGGACGAUUUGAACCCGAGCAGCAGCAGCAGGAUGUCUGAGUUCAGCGAGGAGCCGCGCUUCACUAUUGAGCAGAUAGAUCUGCUGCAGCGGCUGCGUCGCACCGGCAUGACCAAGCAGGAGAUCCUGCAUGCGCUCGACACUCUGGACCGGCUGGACCGGGAGCACGGCGACAAGUUUGGCCGCCGCACCUCUUCCUCCUCCUCCUCCUCGUCCUCCUACGGCGUAGGCGGGGCCAACAGCUGCACCAACAACUCUGCCUCUAAUACUACUACUACCACGUCAUUCAACAAUAACAACACUGCCUCGGCAACCACCACCUCUUCAGCGUCAUACGCAGUUCAACAGCGCCGGGGGCUCUCGCUGUCUCCCAGCAACAGCUACGACACGUCCCCGCCUCCAGGGCCGCCGCCGCCCUCUGCCAUCCUGCCGUCCCCAGUCUCGCUGGUGGCCCUGACACAGAACGGCCGCGACAGUCUAGCUGCCACCCCCAACGGAAAACUGUCUCCGCCACGCUAUCCGGUGAACAGCGCUGCAGCGACGCGAGCGUUCGGGUUUGAAUCUACAGAGGAAGAUCUGGAUAUCGAUGAUAAGGUGGAGGAGCUGAUGAGGAGGGACAGCAGUCUGGUGAAAGAGGAGAUCAAAGCCUUCCUGGGGAACAGGAGGAUCUCUCAGGCAGUGGUGGCACAAGUUACCGGCAUCAGUCAGAGCAGGAUCUCCCAUUGGCUGCUGCAGCACGGCUCCGACCUGAGCGAGCAGAAGAAGAGGGCUUUCUACCGCUGGUACACGCUGGAGAAAACCACACCAGGUGCCACUCUGAACAUGCGACCAGCUCCGUUACCUCUGGAGGACAUGGAGUGGAGGCAAACCCCGCCCCCCCUCACCACCGCCCCCGGCACCUUCCGCCUGCGUCGGGGAAGCCGCUUCACUUGGAGAAAAGAGUGCCUGGCUGUGAUGGAGAGCUACUUCAACGACAACCAGUAUCCAGAUGAGGCCAAAAGGGAGGAGAUAGCAAACGCCUGCAAUGCUGUUAUCCAGAAACCAGGGAAGAAGCUGUCUGAUCUGGAGAGGGUCACUUCUCUGAAAGUUUACAACUGGUUUGCCAAUCGUCGCAAAGAGAUCAAGAGACGUGCCAACAUUGCCACAAUCCUGGAGAGCCACGGGAUAGACGUCCAGAGUCCAGGGGGACACUCCAACAGCGACGACAUCGACGGGAACGACUUCUCGGAGCAGGCCUGUGACCUCCCCUAUUUUGACAAAAGACCUCUCAGCCGACCUUUUGGCCUUUAUCGCCUGGAGCCCACCUCGCCCACACAGGACGACAGCGCAGCGCACAGCGAGCACCAGGACCCCAUCUCUCUGGCUGUGGAGAUGGCUGCCGUCAACCACACCAUCCUGGCCCUGUCCAGAACCGGAGGGGGGCCCAACGACAUCAAGACGGAGUCCCUGGAGGACGAAUGAACUGCACAGGACCUGGGAUGGAGGAAGGGGACGAGAGAAGGGAGUGUAAUAGAUGGAGUUGGGGGACUGAAAAGAGACCAAAGUAAUGCUACUUAGUAAAGCUUCAUCAUCUGCUCCUCAGCCAGCCCCUUACCAACUCUCCCUUCUCUCCUGGCCUCCCCCUUCCUCUUCCCUCCUCAGAGUAAUCCUUGUCAACAGUAAUUACCCCCAACCCCGCUCCACCUUACUCCAUAUAUUGACACAGCUGGCAGAAAUGGGUGACUGUACGCCCUGUGAUCUCUGUGGAAAUGAGCCACAGAAGAAAAGGCGGCUCCCGCAAACCCCUCUAAACGGCGGCUCUUGUCCGGGAGUGUGAACUCUCUCUUCCCCUCAGUACAGGAUACCUCUUCUUUCCUUACCUCGUCCUUGCUCCCCUUCUACUUCCCUCUCCAGCCUGGUCGUCUGAGCCGAUCCUCAGUCUAUCUCACCUCAACGUCAACCUCAGAAAAGUAAUGUGUACUGUAUAUAUAUUAUAUACAUGUUUUAUACAUAUAUAUGUAUAUACAUAUAUAUGUAUAUGGUUCUUAUGGUUCUCAGUCUCACUCACCUCAUGGUGUGCUACCUAUCUACCUACUUACCUGACCCUCAGAUUCACCUUAUCAUUGUGCAAUUCAUCAGAAGAGCAACCUCUGGCCUAACAUCUCGGGAAAAACGGAAGUCAGUCAGCAAAAAUGAUAUCAGAGCUGCGCUGACACUCUUCUCCUCUGUCCAUUCCUCAGUAGAAUAAAUGGCUUUCGGUUUCCUUGCAGUAGAGCUGCUAGGUUGGAUAGAAACGUAUCUGAACUUUCUGUAGUAGCCUUACGUUCACGCAGACAGACGUUGUUUUUUGCAAGCAGGUUUUCAUACAACAGGGAUGGGGACUGUGAAUCACUGCACUACGAAACAUGUUCAGCACACACUGACGAUGGCAAACGGUAUCAAGGUUUCUAUCCAGCAGCAGCAGCAGUGAUUCGAGGUUCCUUACUUGCUCUUCCUCUGGUUCUAGGCCAAACAGCAACUGGACGUAGUCAUUUCUGCUCCCUGUGACACUAUUGUUAAGUACUAAAGACUAUGAGGAUCAAGCUGCGGUCAAUGUGAUAAUCGAGCAAACUUUGUAAGCUAUCUAAUAAGACGAGUUAUGCUUUGUUUGAAACAUCAUCCAUGCCAAAGGAAAAGAGAGACGCUAAGCUAAUACUGAUCUGAAAACAGUGUUAAAGUCCAUCCAAAGUUAUUUAUACCAACUCCUUUGGCCUACGCAGGUUUAUUUCUUGACUCAGUAUAGGCAUGACACUACAGCAGGUCUGUGUCAGUAAAGGUAAGUUUUAGCAACCAGGCAUACAAUGAUAAAAUACCCUGAAGCUUUUUACUACUUCUGUGACGCUGCCUCGUUAUAAUAGUAAUGUGCUUUUUCUAAUAUCAGAGAGGUCAAAUUAGAUCAAGUCCACAGUGAAAAUGGUUACAAAUAUCAGAAACAUGUUCGAGGCUUCUUUCAUCUCUGUAGCCUCAGACAAAAACUUGCCAUUUCAAAGGGAAUCAGAGUCACCGACUACUAAAGAGGUGAUUUUUCCUUUUUUUGCCCUGAUGGAAGGAUCUCCAAAACCAUCUCUUACUGAAUAUCACUAUGUUGUGAGGUGGGUUGUUCUUAUUCAGUGCUGGGGGACUCGACUGUUUAUUUUCUGUAUUAUUUUGUUUGAAGCAGUUAUUUCUAUAUGCCAGAUAUGUCCUAGCACAAAGUGGAGCUAGAAGCUAGGUUUGCUCAGCUUAGCCACA
Messenger RNA from Maylandia zebra (zebra mbuna), 4018 nucleotides. Lineage: Eukaryota; Metazoa; Chordata; Actinopteri; Cichliformes; Cichlidae. The record is from RefSeq and is a predicted model, not a curated record.